UAUUGACUUAAUUUCUUGCUUAGUCAGACUUAUCAAAGAAGUCAUUUUCAACAAUGAAUGGUUUGUAACAGUGUAAUCAAAUAUAACAGAAUAUUCACUUGUCAGUCUGAAUAAUUUGGGAAAAGUCUAUUUAUACUUACACAAAAUAAAUAAAAAUAUUUAAAACCCAUUGAAAAUAUCAAUUAUCGUUUUUUAUUAAAAAAUGAUGAACAAAAAACGUAAACGCAAAGUUCUUUCGUUAAGAGAUAAACUAGAUGUUAUUUUGAGUAUUCAUAAUGGUGAUAGUGGCAAAUAUUUAUCUCUUAAGUAUGGAGUUGGUACGUCUACAAUUUCUGAUAUAAAAAAAAAUUCUUCAAAAAUUAUUGACUAUUCAACAAGACUCUGCGAGAAUGAUGGAAAUUUAUCACGAAAAAUAAUGAAAGAAUCAACAAAUCCUGGCAUGGAUCAAGCAGUCUUCAAAUGGUUUAUGCAAAAACGAUCAACUGGACAACCGAUUUCGGGAUCAUUGUUACGUGAAAAAGCGAAAUCUAUUCAUGAACUUUCGAAUUGUGUGACACAUUUUCAAGCAAGUUGCGGAUGGCUACAACGAUUCAAAUCUCGACACGGGAUAAGGUCACUACGAAUUUGUGGAGAUAAACUAUCAGCAGAUGUGAAAGCUUCUAAUUCGUUUGUAGACACACUUCAUGAUAUAAUUAAUAAGAACAAGUACACGAAAGAGUUUAUAUAUAAUGCUGAUGAAACAAGAUUAGAUUAUAAGGCAUUGCCAUCAAAAUCAUUAGUCUUACGGAAUGAAUCUGCAGCGCCAGGUUUCAAAACUUCAAAAGAGUCUGUGACCGUCCUUGUUUGCGCGAAUGCUAGUGGAACACAUCGUUUGCCAUUAUUAGUCAUAGGGAAAUCAAAAAAUCACAAAAUUUUGAAUAGUAUGCCAAUUGUUUAUAAAUAUGCUAGAAAAGCGUGGAUAAAUAAAAAAAUAUUCACGGAGUGGUACAAAGAAACUUUUGUGCCACAGGUAAAACAAUUUCAUGGACUAAAUGAUAAUCAAGGUAAUGUCUUACUUCUCUUAGAUAAUGCACCAUGUCAUCCACCGGCUUCUACCCUAAAUAUUAUUCAUAACUCGUUUACAAUAAAAUAUUUACCUCCGAAUGUGACUGCAAUAAUACAACCUAUGGAUCAAGGUGUAAUAGAAAAUUUCAAACGAAUCUAUCGUAGAGAUUUUUUACGCUACAUCAUUUUAGAGGAUGAUUAUCAGGAUUCUAUAAGGUCCAUAAUAAAAAAUUUAAAACUAAACACAUGUUAUCAAAUGAUGAUCGAUGCAUGGAACCGUGUCGAUAACAAUACAUUAGAACGAUCAUGGAAUAAAAUUUUAAAAUAGCUGCCCUUAGAGGAGAUGUUGUGAUUAAAUAAAUGGUUAUCUAAAUUUUGGGACUCACAAAUUUGUGACGGGACCGUCACAAAUUAUUGCUGAUCAGUAAAUCAUUCGAACAAGAAAUAUUAGUAUUUCGUUAGGAGAUCUAAAUAUUCAAAUAGAUCUUACAAAACAGCAAAUGUACAAUGAUUUCAAAAAUAAACGAAAUAAAAGUGUG
This is a messenger RNA of Cotesia glomerata, 1583 nucleotides long. Its product is annotated as jerky protein homolog-like. The transcript is spliced from 2 exons. NCBI's taxonomy places the organism in Eukaryota, Metazoa, Arthropoda, Insecta, Hymenoptera, Braconidae. Gene Ontology annotation, molecular function: DNA binding. The record is from RefSeq and is a predicted model, not a curated record. Bases 203 to 1372 code for a protein of 389 amino acids. Gene Ontology annotation, cellular component: nucleus.